This is a messenger RNA of Schistocerca piceifrons (Central American locust), 1047 nucleotides long. RefSeq names its product piggyBac transposable element-derived protein 4-like. Lineage: Eukaryota; Metazoa; Arthropoda; Insecta; Orthoptera; Acrididae. The record is from RefSeq and is a predicted model, not a curated record. Bases 1 to 1047 code for a protein of 348 amino acids. The transcript is spliced from 3 exons.
AUGUCAAGAAGAGGCUUACGAGAUGAAGAAAUCGAACGAUUAUUGUGUGAAAUUCCAUCAGACGAGGAUUCCACUGUUGACACCACAGAUGACGAAUCUGAUUAUGAAGCAAGCAUUGUUGCGGAGGCUAUUGUGUCGUCUGAAGGCGAAGUUUCAGAGAGCGAGGAAGAAAGUGAGUCCACUCCGCCAAAACGCGCUGCUGACACAGCGCCAACUUGGGGACAACAAUUCAAUGCUACCUCAGGAAUGCAGUUCGACAGUGAAUCAGGACCAAGUGCUUUUAUUAGGGACAUUGAUGAUCCAGAACCUAUCGAUAUAUUCGAAAAAAUAUUUCCAAAAGAGCUAGUUGAGCUAAUCGUUUUCCAAACAAAUUUAUAUGCGACGCAAUCUGGCAAGUCUUUCACUCCAACAACUGACAAUGAAAUACGAACUUUCCUGGGAAUCAACAUUUUGAUGGGUAUAAAGCGUAUGCCAGCAUACAGAGACUACUGGUCUAGUGCCCCAGAACUUCAUGAUCGUUAUAUUGCAUCUCUGAUGGCAGUAAAUCGGUUUGGAUGGUUACUGAGGAACAUUCAUCUGAAUGAUAACACAUUGCAUCCAGAAAAAGGACACCCAGGUUAUGACAAACUGUACAAGCUGCGACCAGUGAUCAAGAUACUAUCUGAAUCUUUUUCCAAGUGUUACCAACCCAGCAAACACCUAGCAAUUGAUGAGUCAAUGAUCAAAUUCAAAGGCCGCAACAGUAUGAAACAAUACAUGAGAGAUAAACCCAUAAAGCGUGGUUACAAAGUGUGGAUGCUGUGUGACAAGACCUCUUACAACUUGAAAUUUGAUAUUUACACCGGAAAAUAUAAUCCCAGUCUUUUAAUAUGUGAACUGACCAGCGUUGAUGAUGAAAAGAAAUGCUCAUGCACUAAUCAUGAUGAUGAAGAAUCCAGUAAGCAUCCACCGACUGAUGAUGAUAACACGCUGUUGUCUCCAUUUACAGGCACUAUUGUGUCAUUCGUCAUAAACGACAUGGCGGAGGAUGAAAAUGCGAAUGGUUGA